Messenger RNA from Diaporthe amygdali, 438 nucleotides. RefSeq lists its product as uncharacterized. The record is from RefSeq and is a predicted model, not a curated record. The coding region runs from base 1 to 438 and encodes 145 amino acids. NCBI's taxonomy places the organism in Eukaryota, Fungi, Ascomycota, Sordariomycetes, Diaporthales, Diaporthaceae. The transcript has 2 exons.
AUGGACGACUGCAAGAGAUGGAAUAAAAACCGCCGCCUUGGUACAUGGCUGAUUCGACACAUGACUCCUGAGCAUCUCAAGAGUGGCGCCAUCUCCGCCGUUGUGUUUCUUCUGUCGUUGUCUAGACUCCGACGAGAACGUCCCGCUCCGGCCGCUGCCGUCAUCUGGUCGAGAAGCCUGUCCGGCUUAUUCUCCCGCCAGCUGGCAUUCCAAGGUUGGGCUGCGCAGAGACACACGCAGAAGACACCUCGGUCAUGCUGGGGCAAUACAAAGCGCGACGGAUUCCCGGCGAAAUUAUUCAAGGUCGACCUGAGGAGGUCGAUGGAUCCGGGGGCGGGGAUUGUUCGUGGAGGCGAGCCUGGCUCCAUCCACCACAGUUGCUGCGCUGAUAUGGGGGACUUUGCGGAGGAGUGGGCCCUGGGUGGAGAGCGCGUCUGA